UAUAGGAUUUUAUUUAUUCAUCUUUCUUUGUUUCUCCUUCUUCUCCUAUAUCAAGCCCUCUGCUGUUUAAAUCUUUAAAUAUAGCACAUGAUGAAUUCAUGUUAUAUGUGUUUGAUGCAUGUGCAUGGAUUAUGUGUGCGAAAGCAGUUAUGGUGUAAGAGCUACAGGGCUGAUAAGGUGGAAGCACUUCUUGGGUCACUUCAUGAGCCCAAGUAAAGAAGAUCAAGACACAAAACCUCCCAGUGGCAGGUCCUCUAAGCAGUCUGAUGCUGAUGGUCAAACCUUCAAUUUUAAUGACAUUUACCCUCAACUGAAAGACAUCUUCUAUCAACUGGAUUUGAAGGAGGGAGGAAGUAUCACUCAAGCAGACUUGCGACGUUUGCUGCAGAAACCAGAUGGGACUCACCCUCAAACCCCCCAUCGUUUCCUUCACCAUUCACGGAUCAAAGAGCUGUUUAAUGUACUGGAUCCAGAACACACUGGGUUAAUUCAACAGGCCAACCUGGAAAGACUCAACCCUAGCUUCACCCCUGCUCCCACAAGCAACACAGCACCAACACCUUCCCUCGACAACGCGCCAGAGCCGCUCAGCAUCUCUGAGGAAACAAAAUACAUCACAGCAGAUACAGAGGAACAAAAAACAGCAGAUCAAAUGGAAACCAAACAGUGGGCUGAUAAAGUUUCAUCUGCUUCAUGGAGAACAGUAGAGAGCCCACUGCUGGACAAUCUGAGUCAACAGCUCAGGUCGUUACAGGUGGUGCUGGAGCAGUUUGACCCUCAGCACACUGGAUAUGUCAUGCAGGAAGAUCUGACGAAGGCGCUGAGCUGCUGUGGCGUCGCAGAUGCACACUUCAAUAAAACAUGUACAUCAUCUCCCUUGGCGCUAAAACCAGUUUCGGGACAGCGGCCUCUCUCCAGCUCACAGGACCGAAUAGAGACCUGCUACAUUCCGCACAUUGUCUUCCAGAGGAUGAGAUCGAGAUUAGAGCAACACCACACCAGCCUGACAGACCGUAUCCAGGCUAUCAUUCCCAACCCUGAAACUGUGGACCUUACAGAAACGAAUCUAAAGAAGAUCCUAGAGGACAGUUGGGUCAUCUUGGACGAGGAGAAUUUCAACGAGUUCGCCAAAUGCCUGGGAGUCACGGAUGGACGGAUUAGACUCUCAGUGUUCCAGGCAAAAUACGAGGAGGCCAUGGGCAGCACAGGGGAUCAUCUGGACUCAGGGAGCAGUAAUUGUGAAAAAAAGAAGAUUGGGCCCCUUCUUACUUCUGCUGAGCAGUGUCUUGCUGCCUUAAAGACCAGGAUCAAGUUCAUUUAUGGGAACACUUUUGCAGCGUUCCGCUUGAUGGACAGGAAGUGUAGGGGCAUGGUCAACUCCCAUGAUUUUAAAGUGCUCUAUCAGAGCUUGGGAUUUUUUUGCAGCAAGGCAGAGUACAAUAAGCUGCUAGAUCGAAUUGGCCUGCGUCCUGGAGCAAAUCUGAACUAUGCCGAAUUUGUGAAUGUGAUUGAGAAUAAUGGCAAACAAGAAGCACCAAGCACUAAUAUACUUGACCAACUCCACGAACUUCUGGCAAGUGACGCACGCUACAAGUGGGCAGACAUGUCCAAGGUGUUGUGUCAGGUGGACUCCGACGGUCACAGCAGGGUCGAUAAAAAAAGCUUGAGGAGGCUCCUCUUCACCUAUGCUCUCCCCAUCAGGCACAGUGAGUUUGAUCAGCUGUGGUCGAGGUAUGAUGCAGAGGGGCGGGGCUUCUUAGCAGUUUGCGACUUCCUGGGAAAACUUGGGCUCCAUCAUAAAGGCGACAAGCUCAACCUGACUGUCUCCCAACCAGACCUUCCAAUUUUCAGUGACUCUGCCUCACUGGAACAGGUCAAGCACAUUUUGCAGGAGAACCAUGAAGAAUUGAGUGGAGCCUUGACCAACCUCGACACUAGGAAAGACGGCACUGUAACGGUGGAAGAGGUGCUGAGCCUGCUGCACGGCUAUGGCUGCUACACGCCAAGAGAGCAGUUCGUACGUCACCUGCAAAGACUCUGCAUUUCUAUGAAUGAUAACACCAAAAGGCUGCAUUACAUGGAUUUUCUAUCUGGAUUUGUCCCUGAAGUAGAGAAGAAUGAGCCACCACCUCCUGGUGCCGUACUGCAGAUAGAGUCUUUGGACAGCCUCAGUCCAGACAUGGCUCUGGCCAAAAUGCGAGAACGAGUUGCUUUUUCGGCACCCAGUCUCUAUAAGGCUUUCUCAGCCUUCGACCAGAAUGGGAAAGGGACCGUAACAGUUCUGGAGUUCCGACGCGUGCUGGACAGUUUUUGUGCUCGUCUCUCAGAAAAACAAUACAGGCACCUGUUGACCAAACUGGAGCUAGACUGUGAAAACUCCACAGUUAACUGGAAGGACUUCCUCAAGAAGUUUAAGAUAUCAGACAAGAAUCUGAGUAGAAGCACAGAGAAAGAGUCUAUACCGAGCUCCCUUGUUUACAAGGAAAUCUCUGGAAACACUGAGCUUCCACAACAGAUCCUAGAAGUGGCCUCAGAUCACCAAAUUGAAAUCACCAAAGAGUUGGUAGGUGCAGACGUGUCCAACACUGUCUCAAAGGAACAUCUCCAGCACCUCUGUGCUUGGCAUCGCCCGGAUUUAAGCAAUGAUCAGUUGGAGCACAUGUGGCGUCAGAUGCCCGCGACUGAGCAGAGAGAGCUGCAGUGCGGAGAAUUUGAGAAGCACUCGGCGAGAACGGGCAGGACCCAGUCUGCUCCCCAGGGCACCUCCAGGCAUCCGGCCUCGGUGGGGAGGCCUGGAACAGGAAGCCCUCCAGGUAGCAUGGAAAGGAGGCUGCAUGGAGCACUGAGGCGCUGCUGGAAGGAGAUUCAGAGGAAAUGCGCCACGGAAGACUCGCAGCGAGCGGGACGCAUCAGCACCGGUUCCUUUCUGGGAAUCCUUCAGUCUCUCAACAUCAGUGUGACGCAGGAGCAGUUCGAAGAUCUGGCUGCGAAAUACGGCUGCGUGAAUAAUGGCUGUGUUUUAUAUCACACCUUCCUCCAGCGUUUCCUGCUGAACCUGAACCCGGCGGAGACUGCAAAGGCUUUUGAGCGGCUUAAACUCCCUCUCCCAGCCACACCGAUGAGCCAGGGGGUUCUGACCAAAGACUGCACUGAGGUUAUGUUUAGGACCUACGACGUGGUUCAUUCAUCCUGGUCCUCCAUUCGGCGCUGCUUCCUGGCAUUAGACCGCGGCCGGACAGGAAGCGUCUCAGUGCAGGACUUCAGGAAGGUGCUGUGUCAUUUCGGCGUGACACUGUCAGAAGAUGAAUUUUUUCACCUCUGCUCAUACUUGGAUGCCAAUGCAACAGGAAAGAUCUGCUACAAUGACUUCCUGUGGGUGUUUCUUCAUUGACGUUCUUCCAGACACCUACAGUAUAGAAGCCUGCAAUGUCAAAAUCACGUUUUAGUGUCUUUAGUAAUAGUGUAUGAACACUGUGCAUGUGCCCUUGGGGUGGUAAAUAGCUGCACAAUGUUGAUUUCUGUCCUGGCCCCUGCUAAUACUUUAAUCUGGCGUUGACAGCAAGCAUUUCAAAUUGGAUCUACAGUAGCCUGACAUGACAAAUAGAUCCAUCAAGGCAAAACAUGGAAAAUAAAGAUUAACAGGGAGGAAUUGAUGAAAGCUUUGAGACUUUUGUUACUUCUGUUCUGUCUGCUGCCUCACUGUUUGACAUUAAUUCGUGUUCCAAAGCCACUCGCACCAAGUGGCUUUUUGUUUGGGUUUUUUUGUUUCCGAUGGGAACUGUGGAUUUAAAUAGAUGACGAGGCGACGUUUGUGAGUCGUGCAAAGAAACCGCUACAGCAGCGGGACAUAAUGUAUAGCACACAGAGAAGGGGGCGAGAAAUGUAAAGGACUGGGGAUGAUUAUCAGAGGAGGCGAAAAAAAGAGGAGCAGAUGGAAAUGCAAAUAGAUACUGUAUGAUGAGAGCUGAGAAGAGGAGCUUGAUGUUGUGAAUGAAGAGUAAGAGCAAAAAAGGAGGCGGGAGACAAGAGUAUAUGAAAGCUAGGUGUAUUAAUGGCAAAGUAAGAAGCUGCCUGCGAAUAAAUUACUCGGUCUCCCCCCGGGAUCACUAAUGUAAUUAUUUGAAUGAGGGUUCUCAUUAGAAUGUGCAAAGGUGUGGAAGACCUGUGGAACAAAACGCGAGACGGUUCAGCCGCUGGAAAUUAACUUGCCGCUCUGGGCUAAAUAAUUGAUACGAGACACAGUUACCUUUGAUUGGAACAAAAGGGAAAAGAUCCAGGACGAGGAAAAGUUUCCCCGCUGCCUCUAAUCUAGGAACGAAGAGACAAGAAUGAGAGACAAAGGGGAGAGUGAGGAGGGAAAUAAGAAAAAACAUGAUCCACUGGCCCACAGAUAAGAUUUAUUCAACCAUGAAUAAUUUCUCAGAACCAGCAGUUUUAAGAAAGGAAGGUACUUUACAUUUUUUAUAGUUGUCAUCUGGUGCAACGCAUCUCUACAGUACAGCAGCUGAAUCAUCAGUUUCUUAAACUUUUUCACUUUUUUAAACGUAGAAGUCCCUAACAGAGACGCAACAUAUGAACUUUUUCAUUCCAAAAUGUUAUGAUCCAUUAGAAAAACGACUGCAGAGUUCAGAAUCACCCAGCAUUGUUAAAUUUAAAACAACCAGUAAGUAAAAAAAAUGUCACCAAGGACACAAAUUACUUCCAGUCCUUUUGAAAUGCACCAUCGCAAUCUGCUUUCAGGUUUUAGCUGCCAAUCAUUCUGCCUGUGUAGGCGUCACCCCCCCCUCUGAUCCCCCCAUUUAUUUUUUUUUCUUAAAUGGCCUGUUUCUCAUUUUGGAACAAAACUCUUCAUAUGCAGAUUGUCCGAGUAGCAGAAGUCAUUUACUCUAUUAAGCAUGCCCCAACAAAUAAAUGAAGUAGUACUGUAGUAAUUUCUUUUUCUUAGAAUUAAAAAACCAAAAAAAAAACAGAAAACACACAA
Betta splendens (Siamese fighting fish) is the source of this 4981-nucleotide messenger RNA. It is a transcript of the gene efcab6, whose product is annotated as EF-hand calcium binding domain 6. Gene Ontology annotation, molecular function: calcium ion binding. The record is from RefSeq and is a predicted model, not a curated record. NCBI's taxonomy places the organism in Eukaryota, Metazoa, Chordata, Actinopteri, Anabantiformes, Osphronemidae. The coding region runs from base 119 to 3391 and encodes 1090 amino acids. The transcript has 21 exons. Gene Ontology annotation, cellular component: nucleoplasm.